AUGCUGGCCUGGGGUGUCAGUGCUACCGCCAACAACCUUACUUGUUCGAGCUCAUUCUUUUCUUCUCUCAUCCCAUCCAACGCGACUUUGAACUAUGUGACCCAUGUCCCUGAAAACGGCACGUUUGGUGACAGAUGGGCAGAUACCAAUGCCACGUCUCUGCCAGAAGGAUGUGCCGUUGGCGUGCAGGUACAAAGCUCCAAUGUCUCUCACUAUAACAUUGCCAUGUACCUGCCAUCCUCGUGGAACACGCGCUUCAUGGCCACGGGUAAUGGUGGGUAUGGUGGCUUCACGGCCUGGCACGACAUGGGUCGAUUGGCCCAUUAUGGAUUUGCUGUCAUUUCAACAGAUACAGGCCAUUUCUCUGGACAGGAAGAUGGUAAAUGGGCGUACAACCAUCCUGAGUCCAUCAUAGACUGGGCCUGGCGAGCACUCCAUGGCAGUGUCGUCAUAGGGAAGGACCUCACAGCAUCAUACUACGGACAGACAGCGCAGUAUUCGUACUAUACGGGCUGUUCCACAGGAGGAAGACAAGGACUGAAAGAGAUCCAAGAGUUUCCAGAAGACUUUGAUGGGGUGCUCAUUGGAUCACCUGCGUGGUGGAUGACUCAUUUAGCACCGUUUAUCGCCUGGUUUGGAGCGCAGAAUUUGCCGAUAAACUCCUCUCAUCAUCUAGAACAAAGCCACUUAGCAGCUGUGAGGGCAGAGGUCUUCCGACAGUGCGACCCUCAAGAUGGGGUCACCGACCAAAUCAUCAUGGACCCUCGAGGCUGCGACUUCCGUCUAGAAGGUAUACUUUGCAACUCGUCGAGUAACUCCAGUUCAUGUCUCAAUCCGGCGCAGAUGGAGACCGCCAGGCGUUUGAUCAGUCCCUGGGUCGACGUGAACGCGACCUGGGUAUUCCCAACAUUUUCACUUGGUGCUGCCCUGCAUAUGGCAUCAGGUGCCUCACCAAAUACCCUUGGUACAGACUGGAUCCAAUACUGGAUCCUCAACCAGACCGAAAGUAUCGACUGGAAAACCCUGAACUACUACGACGUUGUCCAAUUGGCAGACUCCAUCAAUCCGGGCGGCAAUGUGCCCAAUCAAUAUAACAUGUCCGAAUUUCAACAACGGGGCGGCAAGCUCCUCCAUUACCACGGACACGCAGACCAGAUUGUGCCGACUGAAGAGAGCCGGUACUUCUAUGAACAGGUUGAUCAGGCUUUUGCGCAGUCGGAUGUGGAUUUGGACGACUUCUACCGCUUCUUCUAUAUCCCCGGUAUGGGCCACUGUAGCUCAUCCGAGUAUGCGCCGUGGUACAUCGCCGGGCCCACACAGUACUUGAACGAUAACAGUACCAGUGUACCCGGCUACGAGGACCGGUACCAUGACAGUGUUCUUGCUCUGGUUGCGUGGACGGAAAACGACGAGGCCCCGGAUUACCUCAUUGCGACGAAGUACAAGGAUGACACCGUGUCGCAAGGAGUGGAAAUCCAGCGUCCCGUAUGCCCAUUCCCGAAAAAGGCACGGUAUACCGGUGGCGAGGUCACGAGUGCAACCAGCUGGGAGUGCGCUUAAACACAACCUGGUUGGCCUUGGCUGGGUCAGGCCCUGUACAUUUCUUUUCGGAUCGGUGGUAUUUCCCUGCGUUUGCGGCCUUGUAAAGAAUCAUAACUGUCUAGCGUUUUGGCUUUGGUCUUCUUGCUUCACUGGUGAAGCGCCCAUAUUAACUAGCUGAGCUAGGAGGGCAGAGGGGCGAAGAUCGAUUUAUGUAUCUAUGAGCACUAGAUUAUGAAACCAUGAACCUUAUCAGCAUUUCACAUCUGUUAGCCUGCGGAUCUCUCGGAAGAUGGACGCGAUGUCGACCGAGUAGAUAGAUCGCAGUAGUAGAGAUGGUUUGAACGAGGAGCACCUGGGAAUAGUGCCGGGGAUGUU
Molecule: messenger RNA, 1917 nt
Organism: Aspergillus heteromorphus CBS 117.55
Lineage: Eukaryota; Fungi; Ascomycota; Eurotiomycetes; Eurotiales; Aspergillaceae
Product: feruloyl esterase B precursor
Exons: 1
Coding region: 1-1560 (519 amino acids)
Source: RefSeq, a predicted model, not a curated record